CCGCUGUACGCGAAGCUCGAGGGUGCCAGUUCGAGCCAGCGAACGGGCGAUUUCUACGACGAAGAAAACGGAGCGGCAGGGCGGCCAUGCCGUGGCCCUGACCUGAGCCACUGUCCCGGCCGUGAAAGCCGACCACCCCUAGUGCCAUCCUCCGAAUUGUCGGUUCCUCGAGUCGCGCCUACGAGACUCUGGAGGCUCUCGGCAUCCCUCGUGCGGAGGAUCGCAGCGGAACUCGCUCCCUUACGCCAUGUUACAGUCUCAAUUCGAGGACUACCUGCCUUAUCUGGGCGGCGCGGCCGGUGCCCUCGUCGUCACCGGGGUGGCUUACUGGGCUUCCAGACCGACAGCCGAGAGACCACUUUUCCCGCUCGACGCUCAGGCACUUCUCUUACCGGGCAAUGAGCACAUCCGGGUGUCCAGGUUCUACAAAGAAGGCAAGGAGGGCAAGUUCGUCACCUUCCUGCACGAGGAUACGCGCACCCUCUACGAGGGUUUCCGUCGCGGCGCCAAGGAGUCCAAUAAUGGUCCCUGUCUCGGGUGGAGAGAUGGGCCCAACAAACCCUACCAAUGGCUUCAUUACAACGAGACGCUGCUUAGGGCGAAGAAUUUUGGUUCCGGCCUAGUAUCUCUGGGGCUGACCCCUGGUCAACAAACCUUAGUAGGCCUGUACAGUCAGAACUGUCCGGAGUGGAUUCUCACCGAGCAAGCAUGCUACACAUAUUCGCUCGUAGUAGUGCCAUUGUACGACACCUUGGGCCCGGACGCCUGUGCAUACAUCAUCAAUCAAGCUGACAUAAAUCUUGUGGUGUGCGAAGAUGACCAAAAGUGCAAUUUACUCCUUGACAAAGCACCGAGGUGUUUACGGAAGUUGGUGGUGGUGAAGGAGACGAGGCCAGCGACGAACCAGCGGGCGAAGAACCGCGGCGUCGAGCUGUACAAGUACGAUGACAUCGAACGUCUCGGCGCCCAGAAGAACCACCCGGAGCUGCCGCCGAAGGCGUCCGACCUCUGCACGAUAUGUUACACGUCCGGUACCACCGGCAACCCCAAGGGCGUCAUGCUGACGCACCAGAACGUCAUGGCGUCGAUAUGCGCGGUGCUGAUGCAGAUGGGUGACCAUCGGAUCACGUCCAGUGACACACUGAUCAGCUUCCUGCCGUUGGCGCAUAUGCUGGAACGCUGCUGCGAGAACGCCAUGUACAUGAUGGGCGGCUCCGUCGGCUUCUACGGCGGCGACAUCAAGAGACUGGCUGAAGAUACGAAGGCCCUCAGGCCUACCGUCAUGCCAGCUGUGCCUAGACUGCUGAAUCGAAUGUACGACAAGGUGCAAGCCGAGCUUCAAAGAUCAUUCCUAAAGAGGAUGAUCUUCAAUAUGGGUAUGCGAGCGAAGGAGACGGAGAUCAAGAAGAGCAUCGUGAGGAAAAACAGCAUAUGGGACAAGAUCGUGUUCAAGAAGAUCCAAGACACGAUGGGCGGCAAGCUGAGAUUGAUGCUGGUGGGUUCCGCGCCGCUAGCAGGGAACGUGCUCACGUUCACCCGGUGCGCCCUCGGUUGUCUUGUCAUCGAGGGUUACGGCCAGACGGAGUGCUGCGCGCCAAUAACGCUCACUAUACAGGGUGAUCACGUGCCGGAACAUGUGGGACCACCAGUGGCCUGCUGUUGCAUCAAGCUUGUCGAUGUUCCAGAAAUGGAGUAUUACGCGACGAACAACCAAGGUGAGGUGUGCGUUAAGGGCACUAACGUUUUCGUGGGGUAUUACAAAGAUCCCGAGAAGACUGCCGAGGUGAUCGAUGAACAAGGAUGGCAUCACACGGGAGACAUUGGCAUGUGGCAGACCAAUGGGACGUUGAAGAUAAUCGACCGUAAGAAACAUAUUUUCAAACUGUCGCAAGGAGAAUACAUCGUGCCGGAGAAGAUAGAGAACAUUUAUAUACGUAGCCAAUAUGUACAACAAGUAUUCGUCCAUGGAGAGUCACUGAAAUCUUGUAUCAUAGCAAUAGUAAUACCAGAUGUAGACGUAGUUAAAUGCUGGGCGGUGGAAAACGGCAUACCCGGUACACUGAGCGUCCUGUGCGUCAACCCAGAAGUCAAGAAACUAAUAUUGGAUGACAUGCUAGCGUGGGGCAAAGAAGCCGGUCUCAAAUCUUUCGAGCAGGUAAAAGAUAUUUAUCUCCAUCCGGACCCGUUCUCCGUGCAAAAUGGGCUUCUAACGCCAACGCUGAAAACCAAACGGCCUCAACUGAAAGCGUAUUUCAAGCCGCAGAUAGAGGAUCUCUAUCAAUACUUGGACUGACCAGACUGAGCGAUCGCGCCAUCGCUCGCACCAGCACUGACCGAAAAGGAAAAAGAAAAAAAAAAGAUGGUAGAGAAAGAAGCAACAAGCGCCUUUCCUCACCGCCGCCGCCGCCGCCGUUCUCUCUCUCUCUCUCUCUCUCUCUCUCUCUCUCUCUCACCGAAAUCACUAUUGUUCAUCGAAUGUUCGUUAACCGUCUCGAUACUUUUAUUAUUAUAUCAUUUUCACAGGUACAUUAGGGACGCAGAUUAAAGCACGGUUUAGGCUAAUUAAGGUAAAUGAUAACAUUAUAAGUAAUAAAAGGAGUUAUUAUUA
Messenger RNA from Ooceraea biroi (clonal raider ant), 2608 nucleotides. RefSeq names its product long-chain-fatty-acid--CoA ligase 1. Gene Ontology annotation, biological process: fatty acid metabolic process. Gene Ontology annotation, molecular function: long-chain fatty acid-CoA ligase activity. Lineage: Eukaryota; Metazoa; Arthropoda; Insecta; Hymenoptera; Formicidae. The record is from RefSeq and is a predicted model, not a curated record. Gene Ontology annotation, cellular component: endoplasmic reticulum; membrane.